GCGUGUUCAACCGCUGCCUUGUUCGACAAGAAGGGAAGCUCUUACGCCAUAUAAAACCCAGAAGAAAUCCUCUUCGUGCUCUGAAUCUUCGUCGUCGAAAUCUAGGCUAAUUCCGAAAUUCUCAUUGACCGGGAUCGGAAAUGUUCCUCACAAGGACUGAGUAUGAUAGAGGAGUAAACACGUUCUCACCAGAAGGACGAUUGUUUCAAGUUGAAUAUGCCAUUGAGGCAAUCAAGUUGGGCUCGACUGCAAUUGGCAUAAAGACUAAGGAUGGAGUGGUUCUUGCAGUUGAGAAGCGCAUUACAUCGCCCCUCUUGGAGCCUAGCAGUGUUGAGAAAAUUAUGGAAGUCGAUGAGCAUAUUGGUUGUGCUAUGAGUGGAUUAAUUGCUGAUGCUCGAACACUGGUUGAACAUGCUCGGGUUGAAACUCAGAAUCAUAGGUUCUCGUAUGGCGAGCCCAUGACUAUUGAGUCAACUACUCAAGCAAUUUGUGAUCUUGCACUGCGAUUUGGUGAAGGAGACGAAGAAUCAAUGUCGAGACCUUUUGGUGUAUCUCUGCUGAUUGCUGGUCAUGAUGAGAAUGGUCCCAGCCUAUACUACACUGAUCCGUCCGGCACAUUCUGGCAGUGCAACGCAAAAGCAAUUGGAUCUGGCUCUGAAGGCGCCGACAGCUCUUUGCAAGAACAGUACAACAAGGAUCUGACUCUCCUAGAAGCCGAGACCAUUGCGCUGUCGAUCCUGAAACAAGUUAUGGAGGAAAAGGUUACACCGAACAAUGUUGACAUCGCCAAGGUAUCGCCCACGUACCAUCUCUACUCCCCCUCGGAGGUCGAAGCAGUCAUCAAUCGCCUGUGAGAUAUCAGAAACCCGUCAUUCUGGUUAUCGACAUUACGAUAGAUUAUAAGAUUAAGAUGCUUGAAUAUUUUUGGCUUUGCUGCUGUGUUAGAUACUUUGCUAAUUGUUGAAUUUGAACGAGAAGAUGUUUGUUCACUUUGUUAUUUGUUGGCCUCAAGAAUUUGACGUCUCAUGGGACUUAGCUUCUCGGUUUGUUAUCA
Andrographis paniculata is the source of this 1054-nucleotide messenger RNA. RefSeq names its product proteasome subunit alpha type-5. Lineage: Eukaryota; Viridiplantae; Streptophyta; Magnoliopsida; Lamiales; Acanthaceae. The record is from RefSeq and is a predicted model, not a curated record. The coding region runs from base 141 to 854 and encodes 237 amino acids. Gene Ontology annotation, cellular component: proteasome core complex; nucleus; proteasome core complex, alpha-subunit complex. The transcript is spliced from 10 exons. Gene Ontology annotation, biological process: proteasome-mediated ubiquitin-dependent protein catabolic process.